UGUACACACUCCGGCGCGGUAGGUGGCGCUGUGCGGUUAAAUGUUGGUGUUGCACUCCGCCAGAAUAAGACGAUUUAGGGGCAUGCGAGGCUAGAGUGAAGCUAAUGUACCAGCGUGUGUGGAUAUAAAGUAUUUCACGUCAUGUGAAGUCGCAGUUUGAUUUCUGGAGCCCACGUGUUGUGUAGUAUUCAGCCAGAGGACGGAUCAAACGCGCCAUUUCGCCAUUUCUUCUUCGUUAGCUUUGUUGAUUAGCAUCCCGGCUAACCGUUUAGCUGCAGGACAGUUCCACAGCCAGGUGACGUCAUGACGUUGACCGUUGACGUUGCCGGUAUUCACUGUUAGUGUCCGUGUAGUUCAGCCGUGCUGUCACUUCACCGCCACCGAGGACUUCAUGUUUAACCACCUCUCCGCUGUCCUGAGACUGUUUCCCCGCCGCCUGCUCCCCUCCUCACCCAGGACUUUCACACAAACCUGCCGCCUCCUCCGCAGGAUGGAGCCCGUCACGGUGAGGUGCCUCCCUGGGGAGCCCAAGCUCACCAUCUCCUUCUGUCUGGACGGCAGCAACAAGCACAUGCUGCGGGACCAGGACGAAGCGCUGGCCAAGGUCCUGGCCCGGAUCUCCAACAGCAUCACAAAGGGUCAAGGAAAGGCGAAGAAGUCGAAGAAGAACCGGGGACAGCAGCCGGGUGAAACUCCGGAGCAGUCCACCGUGGUGAAGCUGUACUACGACGGGGCUGAGGUGGCCGACACGGAGCUGAACUCUGCGGCGUGGCAGGACGGAGCUGUGCUGCAGGUGGGAGACGUGAAGUACUCGGUGCAGAGGAACCCUCCCACCUUCACCACCGCCGAGCUGCCGGCCUCCAUCCUGGCUGGGUUCCCCGUCUGUCCCAAGCUGGAGGUGGAGUUUGGGAACCUGCAGGACUGCGAGUUCACCUGGUUUAAAGAAAAUCCCGCAAACACAAGCCCUGAAGCUGCUGAAUCUUCAGGUCAGGACGACAGCUGGACCGAGGUAGGAUGCGGGAGAGUCCACGUUCCGUCCAAUCAGGACAUCGGCUGCAGGCUCAAACUUCGCUGCAUACCUAAAGGUGGAAAAAACAGCGGCCUAGCCAAGGAGCUGGUUUCUGUGGGAGCCGUAGAGGCCGGACCAGGCAUGUGCACAUUCGACAACCGACACGCUUAUACUGUGAAGGAAGCAGAGUGGCCGGCUGUGAGGGUGAUGUCGUACAACAUCCUUGCCGACGUCUAUGCCCAGACAGAACUGUCCAAGAAUGUGCUUUACCCGUACUGCGCCCCGUACGCCCUGCAGCUGGACUACAGACAGAACCUGAUCAAGAAGGAGCUGGCAGGAUACAACGCUGACAUCAUCUGUCUGCAGGAAGUCGACAAAGGGGUGUUCACAGACAGUCUGACUCCGGCUCUGGAUGCCUUUGGUCUGGACGGUGUUUUCAGGAUCAAAGAGAAGCAGCAUGAAGGACUGGCCACUUUCUAUCGCAGGUCAAAGUUUCAGCUGCUGAGCCGUCAUGACAUCGUGCUGAACGAGGCGUUGACCUGUGACCCCAUCCAUUCUGCACUGCUGGAGAAGGUUUCUGCUAACAGCGCUCUGAAGGACAAAGUAAUGCUGAGGUCCACUGCCCUGCAGGUCAGUGUGCUUGAAGACCUGAACAAACCAGGCAGGAAGGUGUGUGUUGCCAACACUCACCUGUACUGGCACCCUAAAGGAGGAAACGUUCGCUUGGUCCAGAUGGGUGUGGCUCUGCAACACCUGAGUCAUGUGAUCAGCGAGGUCGCGCCUGGAGCUCCGCUGGUUUUUUGUGGUGACUUCAAUUCCUCUCCUGAUUCAGGUGUGUUCCAGCUGGUCAGCGAGGCUCUAGUUCCUCAGCAGCAUGCAGACUGGAGCAGCUCAGGGCCAGAAGAGUCCUGCACUAUGGAACUGCUCUCAUCUUUCCCUCCAAUGCUGAGCGCCUGCAGCCAACCAGCCUACACAAACUACGUUGGAGGAUUUCACGGCUGCCUGGACUACAUCUUCAUACAGCCGGACAGCAUGCAGGUGGAGCAGGUGAUUCCUCUGCCCAGCCACCAGGAGGUCACCACCUAUGAGGCUCUGCCCAGUGUGGCUCACCCCUCUGACCACAUCGCCUUGAUCUGUGACCUGCGCUGGAAUCCCUGAUCUCAAACAUCACCAGAGAACUGAGCGUUCAGGCUUUGAAUGAAAUCUGAGCAUGGAAACGUGUUCCUUCAGGUUUACUGGAGGGCAAUGAAAGACGACAGAAAUUAUGGCCCAUUCACACACUGAUUCAUAGGCUGCCAACUGCUCAUCAGGAGCGAUCCAGUGCUUUCUAUUCAAAGCCCUCACAAUGAUACUAACUCAUACAUACACACACACAGCGACAUCACAGCCAUCGGGUUCAGUGUCUCGCUGAAGGACUGGGUGGAGGUUGGAAUUGAACCCUGCAUCAUCUCACACACUGUUUAAAUUACAAUAUGACGGACAUGUUGUGAUUAAGUUCAUAUUGUAUUAUUUACAGUACAAUAAUUAAUGAAUUUUAAUCACUGAUAUUCAGUGUGGAGGUUGUUGGUGAAAAAAGUAAUGAAGUGUACAUUACUUGUUUUUCUUAAAAUUAAUUACUUUGGUUGGUACAUAUCCCCAGGAGAAAUCACAUGACUGGGUUAAUAAUUAUUAUUUGACUGAGCUCAUUUUACCAACAUAAAAAAGGGGACUGCUGCUGGUUCCUUCCUCAAACUGCUGUUAGACUACAUGUAUUGGCUUCAAUACCCAGUGAUUUUGUUAAUGAAUAAAUCUGAACAUUUUAAUAAAGAUAUUUAUUACUAUUA
Molecule: messenger RNA, 2832 nt
Organism: Larimichthys crocea (large yellow croaker)
Lineage: Eukaryota; Metazoa; Chordata; Actinopteri; Sciaenidae
Gene: pde12
Product: phosphodiesterase 12
Exons: 8
Coding region: 392-2167 (591 amino acids)
Biological process (GO): nuclear-transcribed mRNA catabolic process, deadenylation-dependent decay
Cellular component (GO): mitochondrion
Molecular function (GO): 3'-5'-RNA exonuclease activity
Source: RefSeq, a predicted model, not a curated record